AUGGACCUGACGCUGUUCGCAGCCAUCCGCGCUCUGGACGUAGUGGCGAGCUCCGCAGCUGCCGCACUGAAGCCCUCGUCUCUCACGCGCAGAGCCGCCGGCAAGCUCGCCACACCGCUGUUCUGCUUCUCCGCAGCCACGGUGAUGUGGUCCUGGUUCUACGCCCCCAGCCGCCUGCCCCGCAGCCACAACGCGUGGAUCUCCGCCGCCGCCGAGCUGGACCACCGUCUCGUGCUCGCCCUGCGACACGCGCGGUACGGCACCUUCCAGUACGGCAAAGACACGGGCAUGGCUCCGCUGCUGGGCUCCAUGGCGCGCGACUACGGCCUGCCAGAGGAAGCCGGCGAUCCCGCCAAGACGGUCCCCGUGCCGUGCGAGCUGGUGCACAUGGGCUGCGGCCAGAGCUGCGAGGCCCACGCGCUGUGGCGGUUCUGGCGCGGGUGGGCUUUCGCAGCGAAGCUGUACUUCCCGCUGCAAGCCCUUGCCCUGUGCAGACAUGUGGCGAAGACUGCGUCGCCCGGGAACCGCUUGGCCGGGCUGAAAAUACACACACUGGUCGCCGCCAUCAAGGAUGCUGCAACGCGCUCGUCCUUCCUCGGCGCCUUUGUCGCGCUCUUCUACUACGGCGUGUGUCUCUCGCGGACACGCCUCGGGCCGGCCCUGGUCUCGCCCAAGACCAUCACGCCGCAGAUGUGGGACUCGGGCCUGUGCGUUCUGGCCGGCUGCGCGCUGUGCGGACUCAGCCUUCUGGCCGAGGAGCCCUCGCGGCGGCCCGAGAUUGUGCUGUUUGUGCUGCCUCGCGCUGCCGCGACUUGGUUUCCGCGCCGCUAUCUGCCCGAGAACAGGGGACGGGAGCAUCUGGCUUUCGCCCUCGGUGCUGCGGUGGUCAUGUCUGCGGCUCAGGAAGACCGCGCGAGGGUGCGAGGCGUGUUUGGGAAGGUGCUGCAUCGGGUGUUGAGGACGGAUUGA
This is a messenger RNA of Didymella exigua CBS 183.55, 969 nucleotides long. RefSeq lists its product as uncharacterized. The transcript has a single exon. Lineage: Eukaryota; Fungi; Ascomycota; Dothideomycetes; Pleosporales; Didymellaceae. The record is from RefSeq and is a predicted model, not a curated record. Bases 1 to 969 code for a protein of 322 amino acids.